AUGCAGGAGCAAAGGGAGCAACGCGAGGCGUUGGAGAAGCAGGUCGCGCAGGCGGAGGGGCUGCUGGCGGGGCUGAGGGCGAGCUGCCGGAUGCGGGAGGAGGGCGAAACAAUGGAGAGGAAGAGGCGUGAGCAGGCGAAGGAGCGGGUGCAGGCGGAGAUGCAGGAGAGGCGGAGGGAGAAGGAGCGGCUUGACAAGAGGAUGAAAGAGGGGCUGGCGAGGGUGGUGGACGAGGCGCGGGCGAGGGAAGAGAAGGUGAGGAGGGAGUUUGGGGAGGAGGAGGCAAGGAGGAAGAAGGCAGAGGCGGAGGCUGUGCAGGAGCGAGAGCAGCUAGCUGCAAUGAAGCUGGAACUGGAGAGGAGGGCCAAGGCUGGGCUGGAAGAGACGGAGAGACGGCUGGAGGAGGCAAAUGCGGAGAAGAAGAGGGAGGCUGAGGAGAGGGCGAAAGUGGAGGCCACUCUGAAAUCGGAGAAGGAGAGCGCUGAGGUGGCAUGGAGUGAAUUAGCGGAAGAGAGGAGUGCGCUACAAUUUGUGAGAGAGCAGGCGGCAGAGGAGCAGCGGAAGUGGGAGGAGGCUGCGCAGCGGAGCAGCAUGUUGGAGGAGCAAGUGGAGCAGCUGCGGCAGCAGGUGGAUGCGCUAGAGAGGCGUCACGAGGAGAGAGAGAGGGGGCCGAGGAAAGCUUUGGAAGGCGAGGAGUGCAUGCGGAGGGACGCGGAUGAGAGAUUGGCGGGGGAGAUGGAUGCUGUAGAUGAUGUGAAGGAGCGGGUGGGUGACUUGGAGGAGGCGAGGAGAGAGCUGGACGCGGCGUUGACAGGGAAGAGGCAGGCGAGGGAGGAGGAGGAAGUGAGGGCGAAGGAGGUGAGGGGCGAGAAGGACGAGGUGGAAAGGGCGUUCAUGCGGGUGAGUGAGGAGCUGAGGGUCGUACAGGAGGAAAUGGCAGCGGUGAGUGCUCAGUGCGGAAAGUUACAGGAGGAGCUUGGUUGUGUUCAGAAAAGGCUGGAAGAGGCAGAGAGGGCGGCGGAGGGGGCGGUGGCACACAGCAAGGCAAUGGCUGCUGCAGAAGCUGGAAGGAGUGUGGCAGAAGAGAGAGUGGCAGCGCUGGAAGCAGAGUUAGAGGCCGUGCGAGCGACGGCUGAGGAGAAGGAGCGGGAGCUGGCUGCUGUCAAUGCAGCGAGUGCUGGCGCGAGGGAAGCCCUGAGGUGUCGCGAGGCCAAGAUGGAGCAGAGGGAUAAAGAGGUUCAGGCGGAGAGGCCAGUGAGGGAAGCGGUGGAGAGGGAUCGGGCGGCGCUAGAGCAGGAGGUGCGGGUGGUGAGAGCCAAGGCGGAGGAGUCGGAGGAGGCGCUGAGGCGUGUGAGUGAGGAGAAGGGGAGGUUGGAGCAUGCGAGGGAGGUGGCAGAGAGGGAGAGGAGGAGGGUGGAGGAGGAGAGGGAUGCGGUGGAACGGGCAAGGGGCGAGGGGAAGUUGCCAGGAGGAGGGCUGAGGCUGCAGUGCGAGAGAUGCAGGAGGCAAAGGAGACGGCGGAAAGGGAGAGAAGGCAAAGAGAGCGCGGUGAUGGUGGAACGGCUGCGGGGGCUUCAAGGGCAGGUGGAGCAGCUACGCGAGCAGGUGGAAGUACUGGGCGAGCAGGUGAAGGAGCGAGAGGCGGAGGUGGCAGCGAACGCGAGGAUGAUGGAAGCGGCAAAGGGGAGGCGAGGUGAAGCGGAGCAGCGCGUGGUUGAACUGAGCACUGAACUGGAGGCGCUGAGAGGGAAGCUGAAGGAGACAGAGGUGGCAGCAGAGGCGAAAGAGAGGGCCUUGGCGGCAGCAGAGGAGGAGAAGGGCAGAGCGGCGCAGCAGAUGCAGGAGCAGAGGGAGCAGCGCGAGGCGUUGGAGAAGCAGGUCGCGCAGGCGGAGGGGCUGCUGGCGGGGCUGAGGGCGAGCUGCCGGAUGCGGGAGGAGGGCGAAACAAUGGAGAGGGAGAGCCACGAGCUGGCGAAGGAGCGGGUGCAAGCGGAGAUGCAGGAGAGGCGGAGGGAGAAGGAGCGGCUUGACGAGAGGAUCAGCGAGCUCCGGCAGCGAUUGGAAAUAGCGGAGGCGCAGGCGAGGGACCUGAAGGGGAGGCUGGAGGAGGAGGUGGGGAUGAAAGAGGGGCUGGCAAGGGCGGUGGACGAGGCAAGAGCGGCGUGCAAGGAGCUAGAGGAGCGUGUGGACGCUCAGGAGAGGGCGCUUGAGGGGAGGAAAGCGAAGGUGGAGGGGCUGAACCUGGAAAUGCAGCGGGUGGGGCAGCAGUUGUUGCGGGUGCAGGAGGAGAAGGAGCGCGCCCUGAGUAAGGUUGCAGCGUACCAUGGGGAGACGGGAGGGCUCCGGGAGCUGGUGGGUGUGUUGAAGGAGAGGGCGAGGGCGGCGUUGGUGCAAGGGGAGGAAGAGAUAGAGGCGAGGAGGCGAGUGGAGGAAGACAGGGACGCGCUGAGGCAGCGGGUGAGGGGUCUGGGGGCAGAGAUUAAGCAGAGGCAGCAGCAGGUGGAGGUGGUGAGGGGAGCUGGCAGCGGUGGAGGAGAGAGAGAGGAGCACAGGCGAGUGUUGCGCAAGACGAGGGGAGAGAUGGAGGCUCUGAUUCAAGAGAAGGAGGAGGCGGUGGUGCGGAUGAUGGCUCACAUGGAGCGAUUGUCAAUUGAGUUGGAGAAGCAGAGAGGAGAGGUCGCGAGGCUUGGGAAGAGUUGGAUGGAAGCGAAGGAGAGGCAAAAGGAGGCUGAGGAUAGGCGAAUGGAGGCAGAGGAGAGGCGAAAUGAGGUGGAGAGUAGAGGGAGGCAGGUGGGGAGCGAGCUGCAGCAGGCCGUGGAGAGCAAAGAAGCAGUGGCGGUGGAGAGAGACGUGCUGCAGGUGGUGCUGGGGGAGGUGGAGGAGGCGGGCGAGUGGCCGAGGGGCGAGGUAGAGGCGAGCAAGGCGCAGCAUGAGAGGGCGCGGCUGGUGGCGCAAGUAGCUGAGCUGGAGAAGGGUCUUGCAGCAGAACGCGAGGUGAGCAGAGCGCUGCAAGGGGAGGUGCGUCAGGCCAUGGAGGGCAGAGCAGCGGUGGCGGUGGAGAGAGACAUGCUGCAGGUGGGUGUGGAGGUGGCGGAGGCGAGACGACGGUAUGAGGAGGCGGAGCGGGCGCGGGAGGAAGCAGAGCGCCGAGUGGAGGAGCUGGAGAGGGCGGUGAGGGAGAUGGUGGCUCAGGUGGAGGCGAUUGCACGGGGGCUGGGGGCGGCGAAGGAGGAGAUGACGAUGCUGCAGAGCGAGAGAGACGCUGCGGUGGAGGCCAGGGACAGGGAGGUGAGCCAGUGGAGAGAGAGUGUGAGGCGGCAGCAGGAGGAGGUGGGGCGAGUGCGGGGCGAGUUGGAGGAGGCGGAGAGGAGAGCGAGGGAGGAGGGAGAGAGGGCGGUGAGGGCGCAGGGUGAGGUGGGGGAGCUGCGGGGCGUGGUGGCAGAGAUGCAGAGAGGGCUGUCUGAGAUGGCGGACCGGCUGGGGGAGAUGGCUCAAGAGGUGGAGAGGGAGCAGGUCACCAAGGAGGCGGCAAGGAGGGAGGCGGAGAGGCGGCAGGCGGAGCACGAGAGGUGUGUGGAGGAGCUGCGUGCGACUGUGAGGGAUGAUGCUGUGUGGAGCUCUAAAAUUGAGGCGGUGAAGGUGGAGAUGAAGGAGAGGGAGGCAGCGUUGCUGGGGCAGAUGGAGGAGGUCCAGCAGACGUGGUGGCGCAAGAUGGAGGUGCAGGACAAGGAGUGGGAGGCGGUUGUGCGGAGGGCGAACGAGGAGGCUUGGAGGAGGAAGGGGGAGCGGUGGGUGGAAAUGACGAGGCAGAUGGAGGAGCGGGCAAGGGAGGAGCAGGAGGAGGAGUUGAGGAGGAAGGAGGAGUGGAUGAAGAGGGAGCUGAAGCUGGAGGCGGCGUGGAGGGAGGAGAAGGCAGAGUGGGAGCAGAAGGAGAGGCGGCUGCGGGAGCUGGAGGAGGAGGCGGGCGAGCUGAGGAGCAAGCUGGAGGCUGCCUCUGUUGCUGCAGGCGCAGCCGCAGCACAACUGGUGGAAGCCUGGGCUGCCACUGAAGAGGCGGGUAAAGCUGCUGCUGAGGCUGCUGCUGCUCAUGAGGCUGCUUCAACCAGAGCAGGAGCAGUGGCAGCAGAGGUGGAGGCGGUGAGGGCGGAGGUGGAGGCGAUGGUGCAGCGCAUGGACGAGGAGAGGGCUAUGCGAGACGCUGCCCUCGCCACACUGAUGGCCGCUGUUGACGGCUCCUCUCCAGACGCAGCAGCAGCAGCACGGGCGUUCCCCCUGCACAGCGGGGAGAUGGUGGCGUUGGCACCAAGGACUCGGCAGGCAGGCGCACAGGCAGCAGGCAAUGGGGGGGAGGGGGCUGACAAGGGCGCUGCAGGGGCAGCGGGAGCAGCGGGGGCGUCGCCGGUUCUGGCGGGUGCUGGUGGUGCGACCGCUGUGAUGAGUGCUGAGGGCGACAGGUGA
Molecule: messenger RNA, 4458 nt
Organism: Closterium sp. Yama58-4
Lineage: Eukaryota; Viridiplantae; Streptophyta; Zygnematophyceae; Desmidiales; Closteriaceae
Source: the annotation of a GenBank genome assembly